AAUCUCGAUUUAAUAAGAAAUCAUACUAAAACAAAUGUCAAUGGCGGUUGCAGAUACAAUAUUUUAUUGAGGACUAUUGUCAAUUAAAUGAUGUAUUCUAUUGUACAACAUAUACGAAUACUUCGUGGACUACUGCUUAUCAUUCCUUUUGUGUGUAUUGGUGCAUAUUCUGAUAUGGGAAAAAAUUCAUCUCCUCAAAACCUCUUCACAAAUAGUGGCCGAUCGCAAUUCGCAACAAAAAACAAUUCGCGGGUAGUUGUUCAAAAAGGAGGUCUGGCGAUUUUACCUUGUGUAGUUAAAUUGAAUUCUCCCGCAACGGUAUCAUGGAUUAGGCGAAAAGAUUUUCAAUUAUUAACCGUCGGCUUAUCGACUCACAGUAGCGAUAAACGAUUUUUAGUUGAACAUACACGGCAUAUGGGUCACUGGUCAUUACGAAUAAAGUCUGUGCGCGAGGAUGAUCGCGGCCUUUAUGAAUGCCAACUGUCCAUAUAUCCAACACAGUCAAUAUUCAUUGAGUUAAAAGUUGUCGAGGCAGAAGCUGAAAUAACUGGAUCUCCUGAUAUACACAUUGAUGAAGGCUCAACGUUAAGACUAGAAUGUAAAUUAAGAAAAGCCACGGAAAUACCAGAAUUUGUGUUUUGGUAUCAUGACAACAAAAUGGUAAAUUAUGAUACACAAAAUGGUUUUUUUGUAAAAUCAAAUAUACACAAGGAUACCACAGUGUUAGAUGCCAAUACUAUGAAAAAUGAUGAAACUCUUGGUAAAGGAAAUAAAACUGCUCAGUCGUUAAAGUUUUUACAGCCAGUUGGAUUUUCACUGCCAACAUCUAUAAGUACUUUGACCAUUCAGAAAGUACGUUUUCAUCACGCUGGAAAUUAUACUUGUGCCCCUUCAAAUGCACGAUCAGCAAGUACAUCGGUUCACGUUCUACAAGAUGAAAAGCCGGCAGCAAUGCAGCAUUUUAAUCGGACUAUAUGGGAUGGAGAAAUAAACAAUAACAGCAUGAGUACAACUGGAACUACCACUGCGAACAAUUCUUUGAACGUCAUACCAAGCAUAUUUUACCUCAAAAUAAUAUUAUUUUGUACAUAUGAGACGUAUGCCAUGAGCAUAAGUAAUCUGAUUUUCAACAUCCUAACAGACGUAAAGUUACACAAUAUUAAUAGAUGAAGUUUAAUUAAAUUAAAAAUGAGAUUGUAAAUUUGUAAGGUUAAAUAAAAUUAUUUCUAAAUAUCAUGCAUGAAAUUUGGAUUAAUAACAAUGUUAAUGAUAUUUAAAAUAAACCAUACUUCUA
This is a messenger RNA of Calliphora vicina (urban bluebottle blowfly), 1294 nucleotides long. It is a transcript of the gene dpr19, whose product is annotated as defective proboscis extension response 19. Gene Ontology annotation, cellular component: neuron projection membrane. The record is from RefSeq and is a predicted model, not a curated record. The transcript has 6 exons. Bases 88 to 1170 code for a protein of 360 amino acids. Lineage: Eukaryota; Metazoa; Arthropoda; Insecta; Diptera; Calliphoridae. Gene Ontology annotation, biological process: synapse organization.